This is a messenger RNA of Dendrobium catenatum, 2746 nucleotides long. RefSeq names its product proline-rich receptor-like protein kinase PERK4. Gene Ontology annotation, biological process: protein phosphorylation. The record is from RefSeq and is a predicted model, not a curated record. Bases 620 to 2500 code for a protein of 626 amino acids. Gene Ontology annotation, molecular function: protein kinase activity; ATP binding. Lineage: Eukaryota; Viridiplantae; Streptophyta; Magnoliopsida; Asparagales; Orchidaceae. The transcript is spliced from 9 exons.
AUGCUAUUUUGCGGGAAUUAGAAACCCUAUCGAGCGGGUUAUAAAUUCGCUCGACGAUGGCGUCGUUGCUGUUCGGCUUCUUUGCUUCGCAGGUGGUGUAAGAUUGCCGGAGAGGGUGGUGUAAGAUUGCACGAGAGGGUUCUUCGGCUCCUUCGUUAUUCUCAGACUUCGCGCGACCACGACGUUCCCUUUGUCCGAUCGAAAUUUGCGCCAUUUGCAUCGGAGGUAAGGACGGGAGCUCGCGUUAGCAUCGUCGUUGCUGUUCGGCUUCAUUGCUUCGCACGAGGUGUGAGAUUGCACGAGAGUCUUCUAGGGCUCCUUCGUUCUUGUUCGGCUUUGCUCCUUCGAACACGUUGCCCCUGUCCGAUCGGAAGUUCCGUCAUUUCCAUCGGAGGUAAGGACGGGAGCUCCAGUUCGCUUCCUCAUUUCUGUUCGGCGUCUUUGCUUCGCACGAGGUGUAAGAUUGCACAAGAGGCUUCUAGGGCUCCUUCCUUCUUGUUCGGUUUUGCUCCUUCGACCACGUUCACGUUGCCUGUCCGUUCGGAAGUUGCGUCAUUUUCCAUCGGAAGUAAGAACGGGAGCUCGCAAUUUUUUAAGAGAGUUCAUCGACUAGAUUACUAUGGGGAGCAAUUGCAGAGAUCAUAGAGUCUAUUUUCGAAGAAUGAUUUCUUCAUUGACUUCUGCAACUGCUCAGGUGCCAAAUUCCUCAACUUCCAAAAUUUCAACCCCACCACCACUUCCUUCCGUUCUAGCAACAGAAUCUUCACCUCCCAAGGCAUCACCAUCUCCACCUUCACUCAGCCAUCCACCUCCAUCUUCUAAAUCUUCCCCACUACCAUCAUUAGUUAAUGGUUCCUCUCCUCACCCUCCACCAUCACCUAAAGAUGGCCCUACAUCCCAAUCACCACCAUGGCAUGAAGUCAAUACACCACCUUCAGCUCCUUCCACCAAUUCCAUGAGGAGCUCAGAAGAGUACAAGCUCAAUGACCAUGUGAAUGUGCAAUUGAUUGUUGGAGUUGCAGCCGGUGUAGGGUUAUUUCUUAUUAUCAUGACCAUAUUGUGCAUAUGUUUCUGCAAAAGAAAGAAGAAACCACACAACUCGAUGAAGUACUAUGCUGAUCCAUCUGGACCAGAAGAUAGUAUGAAUUACACUAGUGGACUACCCCCAAAAUGGCACAAUGGACAACAGGGAAUGGCUUAUGGUGUGAAGGUUCAACCACAUGGUCAGCCUGCAGGAGGAUGGCACCUACAAUCACCCUCUACGAUGAUGAGCAGCAGUGAGAUUAGCUUAGUUUUCUCUGGACAAAAUGCCCCUCCUCUACCCCCUCCAUCUCCUUCAUUAGCCUUGGGUUUCAACAAAAGCGCUUUCACCUAUGAGGAACUUGCAGCUGCCACCAAUAGUUUCUCUCAGGCCAACCUCUUGGGGCAGGGAGGCUUUGGUUAUGUACAUAAGGGGGUUUUGCCAAAUGGAAAAGUGAUUGCUGUUAAGUCUCUCAAGUCAGGAAGUGGGCAGGGAGAACGAGAGUUUCAUGCUGAGGUCGAUACCAUCAGUCGUGUUCACCAUCGCCAUUUGGCUUCUCUUGUUGGAUAUUGUAUGGCUGGAUCACAAAGAAUGCUUGUCUAUGACUUUGUUCCAAAUAAGACUCUUGAAUACCACCUACAUGGGAAGGGGCUUCCUGUAAUGGAGUGGUCCACCAGACUCAAGAUUGCAAUUGGAUCAGCUAAGGGCAUUGCCUACUUGCAUGAAGACUGUCAUCCAAAAAUCAUCCAUCGUGACAUCAAAUCUUCCAACAUCCUACUAGAUUUCAAGUUUGAAGCACUGGUUUCUGAUUUUGGAUUGGCAAAGCUUUCAUCUGACAAUCAUACUCAUAUCUCGACCAGAGUCAUGGGAACGUUUGGAUAUCUAGCACCAGAGUAUGCAUCCAGUGGCAAGCUAACUGAGAAAUCUGAUGUCUUCUCCUAUGGAGUGAUGCUUCUCGAAAUCAUAACUGGGAGGCGACCAGUUGACAGCUCACAUACAUUUAUGGAAGACAGCUUAGUGGACUGGGCAAGGCCAGUUCUUUCCCAAGCACUAGCUGAUGGGAAUUAUGAUGAUGUGUCUGAUCCUCGUCUUAAUGGUAAUUAUGACCCCAUGGAGAUGGCACGUAUGAUUGGAAGUGCUGCUGCUUGUGUUCGUCAUUCUGCAAGGAGGCGCCCAAAGAUGAGUCAGAUUGUUCGUGCAUUGGAGGGUGAUGUAUCGCUCGAAGAUUUGAACGAGGGGAUGAGGCCUGGGCAAAGCACGCUUUUCAGCUCAGGCUCCGACCACGAUACUGAUUUAUAUGCAUCGAACAUGAGGAGAAAUAGAAGGCCAGCAAUUGCUAGCCCAGAGUACAGUGGAGAUUGCAGUGGAUCGAUUGCCGAAUAUGGACAUGGCCGCGAACCUUCGAUAUCAAGCAGCGAGGGAGCAUACUCCGACGAACUCGAUCCCGUCGGUAACAGGCACAGAAUUCCAUCGCUUUGAGCUUUUCCUUAAAUGAGAGCAAAGGUUGUGUCGCCAACCAGUUUAGGGUUUGUAAGAGCAAGGAAAAUUUUGUACUAACGUGUUUGUUGGGGAGUUUGACAUGGCUUCCUCGAUCAUUGCGGGAAGUAAGUGCUUAUCUUUGUUUUUUUUCUUCUUCAUUUUUUGAUUCAUAUGGACAUUCAAAUAUUCAAUGUUUGUUUUAUAUUGUUUCAUAACAAAAAUGAAGGUUAUAGAGUAAAAUAUUAA